AUGCUAUGCUGUUCGAAUGCAAAAAAAAUAAAAACAUCGCAAUAAAAAAAUGAUAAUAAAUUGCAAGCUCAUACAAAUUAAUAAGUAUUUAUGGCAAUCAUUUUAGGAGGAAUCUCUUAAUGUAAAUGAUGAAGCUUGCACAUUUCAUACUACAAUAUAAGUUCAGCAAUUUAACACCAUGCAGACUUAUAAAAUAACUUUAGAUCACUAAACUAUCAGGUAUUGUCUUUUUUAAUUCAACCUAGUAGAUCAAAUAGUCGUGGAAACAAUGAUCAUGUUGCUUAAUUUGUAUUUGUUUAACCGGUUAGAAAAACACCUUUUAUUACUUUUAGAAAAAGGGGAACUGAUUCUUCAACCAAAUAUCUAUCAACUAAGCAAGGAUAUACUUUACUGGUAACAAGUCUUUCGAAUUGA
Paramecium octaurelia is the source of this 414-nucleotide messenger RNA. The record is from the annotation of a GenBank genome assembly. NCBI's taxonomy places the organism in Eukaryota, Ciliophora, Oligohymenophorea, Peniculida, Parameciidae.